Fomitiporia mediterranea MF3/22 is the source of this 171-nucleotide messenger RNA. RefSeq lists its product as uncharacterized. Bases 1 to 171 code for a protein of 56 amino acids. The transcript is spliced from 2 exons. NCBI's taxonomy places the organism in Eukaryota, Fungi, Basidiomycota, Agaricomycetes, Hymenochaetales, Hymenochaetaceae. The record is from RefSeq and is a predicted model, not a curated record.
AUGUUCAAGGAGAAAUCAAUGCUUAAACCUCGAGGAACAGCUCUGUCUCCUUCUGGUAUACCGAAGAACUUGCGGCUCCGGUGUGAAAAGAACGGUUGUGACCUUGGCUAUCUCAUCCUACGUAUCAUGAACAACGAACCUCGCGAGCUUAAUCACUUGAAGGCCAUAUAA